Neoarthrinium moseri is the source of this 930-nucleotide messenger RNA. RefSeq lists its product as uncharacterized. The transcript has a single exon. Bases 1 to 930 code for a protein of 309 amino acids. The record is from RefSeq and is a predicted model, not a curated record. NCBI's taxonomy places the organism in Eukaryota, Fungi, Ascomycota, Sordariomycetes, Amphisphaeriales, Apiosporaceae.
AUGGUUCAAUCUUUCCCCCGGCGUGAGGCCGAUGGUGGACUCAUGCUAAAUACGGCAUCCUGGUCAGACGUUGGGUUCUUCGACAACUUUCUAGACCGACCGGGCAGCCAUUCCCUGCACGCAGCAAGUUAUGAGCAUGAUGUGUGGACCAGUCAGUAUCACGAUGGGCAUUUCGCAAUGGAGCAGCCAUCCCAGCUCCCGACAAUUCUGAUGAAUCAUCCCGAGGAUACUCAGACAAGUGUUCCUGCAAGUGCACAACCAAAGCCUGUGUGCCCAAGCGAAGCUACGCCUGGCCUUGUCGCCAUACCUGCCAACUCCAGUACAGCUAUGCAGUUGGAAGGCCGACAGUGGUAUCAACAGCAAUUACUGGACUUCGAUGUCCGUCUAUCCCAAGCAGUCCUCAUAGAUACUACUGCCAGUCCAUCGAAAGUUGAACAGGCAGCGGUAUACGUGCUUGAAAACUCCUCCACAUUCUUAGAUCUGGUCAAGUAUCUACAAGCUGGCAGUGAGAACAACGCUGGUCGGACGCAUGAGGUCGCAGGCGGGCAAGGAGAUCGCCGUGAGAAUUCCACUCCAAUAGCAAACACAAAAGAUCUCCACGAGAACUGCGAGGAUGGAGAUGUUGGUACCCCAGCCCAACUUGACGAUAAGGUGUGCUCGUUCAUUCCUGACACGGCAACCUUGCUGCAACUAAUCGUAUUCUCUAUGCGACUCACAAACCUGCACUUUGAUCUGUAUUCGGGUGUCCUAAGAUAUUUGAGGCUGCAUGUGAAUACAACUGACGCCAGGCCUGCGACAAAAACGCACAAUCUGCCACCUCUGUCAUUGUCUAUUGCUGGAGUUAAUUUGACAACGCACCCCCGGUUUCAGUUGCAGCUCCUGUUACAGACUGGAGCGCAUUAUUUGAGCAGCAGUACGUAUCCCAAAUGA